GGCCCUUGUCUUCUGUUGUUACAUUUGGUGUCGCUGCCUACCGACAAAUGGAAAGCCUAUGCCCUGCUGUUUUCGAUGGAGACAUAUGGAUCUUCGGGCAGGACUUCAAGGCUUCUGCGCAGUUGAGUGGCGUUCAAGAUCUGUCAGCGAUGGAGCUGCUACUUGGGACGCUGCUGGGAGGUCGGGUGAAAGCAGCAUAUGAAAGUGUGAGCCGAAGUAUGGACGAAUGUUCGACAGGGUCAGGCAAACAGUUUCCAAAGUGGGAAGGACCAUAUAUGGUCACUUCGAGAUGGGGUUACGCAGACACAGUCGCAAUGGCGAACAAUGAGAGGCGCGUGAACGUCAGCGAGCUCCAGAAAUGGAUACAGCGAGACAAGCCAACGAUGACGCCUGCACCAAGUAGAUCAAGCCGACUUCAGUCGCACGUAUUUGACGGGGGGACGAGUGUGGUGAGAGCAGGCUGCUAGCCGAUUGGUUGGCACUAAUCUACGUUAAGGUCUAGGUCACUAAUAUGGGCCGUGAGAAAAUAUGAACAAGGCUGUUUCAACAACCAAUCACAGCAAAUUUAAACGUGGGCAAAUAUGAUUCGCAGAUAGAUGGCUCCACUUUCCGAGGAACUCGAAAACAACCAAUCAGAAGACUGCGUUUGUCUACUUGACUAGGC
This is a messenger RNA of Trichobilharzia regenti, 664 nucleotides long. NCBI's taxonomy places the organism in Eukaryota, Metazoa, Platyhelminthes, Trematoda, Strigeidida, Schistosomatidae. The record is from the annotation of a GenBank genome assembly.